UGCGCCGCACGUGUGCGAGCGUGGUGGCAGCGAGUCCUCUGGGGUGCAGAGCGAGAUCCGGCCGCGCCGCGUAUGCUCCCGGGCGCUCUCCGCCGCCUGCUCCGCGUGACUUUGGCCUGGGUAGCCCCCUUGUGCUCCGAGCGCGGCUCGGGCCUCCUGGCCACCCCCCCUCGCUCCAGAGCUCCGGGUUCUCUUAAAUGUCUUCUUGGAGUCUCAAACAUGGAAGUGACUGGCACGUCUCUGAAACGUGGGUACCUUGUGGUCGAAGGUGAUGACUGUGUGGGCCGAGCUGAGGAGGUAAAAAAACAGAAGAUCUCAGAAUGCUGCCUUCUCAAAGCGGAAGGUGGGCUGGACAGUGACUGUCUGCCCAGCAGCGAAACAGAGCCCCAGCCACGAGAAGAUGUCGGUGCUGGGAAAGGUGAAAAGAAUUCGGGCGCCCAGCUGGAGGCAGAGGAGGAGGAAGAUGGCUUUUCAGAGGAGGGAGAGGAAGAAGAAGAAGCAGAGAGCUUUGCAGAAAUGAUGAAGCAUGGGCUCACCGAGCUUGAUGUGGGCAUCACCAAGUUUGUGAGUUCCCAUCAAGGGUUCUCAGGGAUCUUGAAAGAAAGAUAUUCUGACUUCGUUGUUCAUGAAAUAGGAAAAGAUGGGCGGAUCAGCCAUUUGGAUGAUUUGUCUGUUCCAGUGGAUGAGGAGGAUCCUUCAGAAGAUGUGUUUACAGUUUUGACAACUGAAGAAAAGCAGCAAUUAGAGGAGCUCCAGCUUUUUAAAAAUAAGGAAACCAGUGUUGCCAUUGAGGUUAUUGAGGACACCAAAGAGAAAAGAACCGUCAUCCAUCAAGCCAUAAAAUCUCUAUUUCCUGGACUAGAGACAAAAACAGAGGACAGAGAAGGGAGGCGAUACAUUGUAGCCUACCACGCAGCUGGGAAGAAGGCCCUGGCAAAUCCAAGGAAACAUUCUUGGCCGAAAUCUAGGGGAAGUUACUGCCACUUUGUUCUGUAUAAGGAAAACAAAGACACCAUGGAUGCUAUUAAUGUACUGUCUAAAUAUUUAAGAGUCAAGCCAAACAUAUUCUCUUACAUGGGAACCAAAGAUAAAAGAGCGAUAACAGUCCAAGAGAUCGCUGUUCUCAAAAUAUCUGCACAGAGACUUGCCCACCUGAAUAAGUGCUUGAUGAACUUUAAGCUAGGAAAUUUCAGCUAUCAGAAAAACCCUCUGAAAUUGGGAGAGCUCCAAGGAAAUCACUUCACUGUAGUUCUCAGAAAUAUAACCGGAACUGAUGACCAAGUCCAGCAAGCUAUGAACUCUCUGAAGGACAUUGGAUUUAUUAACUACUACGGAAUGCAAAGAUUUGGAACAACAGCUGUCCCUACAUACCAAGUUGGAAGAGCUAUUCUUCAAAAUUCCUGGACAGAAGUCAUGGAUUUAAUACUAAAACCCCGUUCUGGAGCUGAAAAAGGGUAUUUGGUUAAAUGCAGGGAAGAAUGGGCGAAGACCAAAGACCCAGCUGCUGCCCUCAAAAAACUACCUGUCAAAAGGUGUGUGGAGGGGCAGCUGCUUCGAGGACUUUCAAAAUAUGGAAUGAAGAAUAUAGUCUCUGCAUUUGGCAUAAUACCAAGAAACAAUCGCUUAAUGUAUAUCCAUAGCUAUCAAAGUUAUGUGUGGAAUAACAUGGUGAGCAGGAGGCUAGAGGACUAUGGACUGAAACCUGUCGCAGGGGACCUAGUGCUCAAAGGAGCCACAGCCACCUAUAUUGAGGAGGAAGAUGUUCAUAAUUAUUCAAUUCAUGAUGUGGUGAUGCCCUUGCCUGGUUUUGAUGUGAUCUACCCAAAGCAUAAAAUUAGUGAAGCCUACAGAGAAAUGCUGACUGCAGACAACCUCGAUAUUGACAACAUGAGACACAAAAUCCGAGACUAUUCCUUAUCAGGGGCCUAUCGAAAGAUCAUUAUUCGUCCUCAGAAUGUCAGCUGGGAAGUCGUUGCAUAUAAUGACCCUAAAAUUCCACUUUUCAAUACCGAUGUGGACAACCUAGAAGGGAAGCCACCACCAGUUUUUGCUUCUGAAGGCAAAUACAGGGCUCUGAAAAUGGAUUUUUCGCUUCCUCCUUCUACUUACGCUACCAUGGCCAUUCGAGAAGUGCUAAAAAUGGAUACCAGCAUCAAGAACCAGACUCAGCUGAACACAACCUGGCUCCGCUGAGCAGUGUUUGCUCCACAUGCAGACAAGUAUUUGCUUCCUGUUAAGGCAGAACGCCCAUAUAUGGAUUUGAAUCUUCAUAGUAAAGGAUUAUUUGUACUUUUUAAAGUUUUUAUUAGCUUAAGGAAAUAAUUUGCAAUGUUUAUACAUACACAGAAAUCCUGAGCAUCGUAAUAUUAACUCGAAGAAUAUAAAUUGGUCAGAAUAUACUUUAGGUGCUUAAAUCAUAAUCAGAUAUCAGUUUUGCAGAUUUUAUAAUGAUAAAAAGACUUUGGUUUUAAAAGUAUUGAAUAGCAAA
Molecule: messenger RNA, 2488 nt
Organism: Octodon degus (degu)
Lineage: Eukaryota; Metazoa; Chordata; Mammalia; Rodentia; Octodontidae
Gene: Pus7
Product: pseudouridylate synthase 7 (putative)
Exons: 16
Coding region: 73-2193 (706 amino acids)
Biological process (GO): pseudouridine synthesis
Cellular component (GO): nucleus
Molecular function (GO): pseudouridine synthase activity; RNA binding
Source: RefSeq, a predicted model, not a curated record